AUGGACAGUUCAUCAUGGCUUUCUAGUGCGCUUCCUCGCUACUCACCCUCAUCCCUGUCGCCUGACGGUCGCCGCCGUUCCAAGAACCCUCGUUGGCGUACACCUUCUCCGAUGGCCUCUUCUGCCGUACCCCAACCCAUCGUGAACAGCAUCUAUGUUCCCACAACUGCCCACUCGCAUCCCAGUCCCUCUGUGCAGACUGACGACACCCUCCUGAUGUUCCGACGGAAACAACGCGAGCUUGAAGCACAAUUACAACUUCUCCUCGAUGCACAGGCCGAUGCUCUGCUCGCUGGUCUUGAUCCAUCAUCAACCUCUGCUGCCGAAGACGAUGCUCUCUCGACCGGUUCGAGCACUCCAACCGCCAGUGCUCUUUAUUCGAAGCCUAGGCCUCAGUCGUCUUUGAAAACGGAAAAAGUUGGUCUCCGUCAAGCUAGGGUCGGCUUGUAUGCCACGAUGCGACGUCUGGCACAACUCAAGUCUCAGGAAUCGCAGUACCUGGCUCCCAGUCUCGAUCACUUCGCAUCUGCCGUCAAUCAGAUCGAUACAUGGCAAAAGAAGCGCGAUGCCUUGCAGUCUCGCGCCUCGCAAAUACAGUCUGGUGACGAUCACAACCGCGCUCUCGGCCUGCACAAGCAAGCAGACGACAUGCAAGUCGAGAUCAAUGAGCUUGAGGAAAGACUGGCUCGCUUGAAAAGAGAUCAACAUAAACUGAGAGCAGAAGCCCAAGAGAUUGAGAACACUGUCGACGCACGUCUUGCAUCUUACACCAACAGCCUAGGUAUGGUCGAGGACUCUAUCCAAACCUUUCUUCAAGAUGGUUCUGCAAAUCACUGGACUGCCGUCAUCAACGUGCUGGACAUGGACCGCUUCUGGCGCUUACCAUCCCAAGAUCGAACCCUGAAAUCUGCAAAGGAUGCCUUCGGUCAAGAGCGAGAUUCGUUAAUUGAGAGACGUGGCACUUGCGAUGCUGAACGAGACGCGCUUGAAGAGGGUGCCGUGGUCUGGAAAGAUACCGUCAAGCAAGUUUCCACUUUCGAGCGGACGCUCGCAAAGGCCACGUCGCGCAUGAGCAAAGAGUCCCAAUCACAGCUCGACUCUCCUGCAGAAACUAAAGAGCUACUCUCUAUGCUCGAGCAGACUACUACGGAGCUCGAAAACAAGCACAAGCUCGCAGAAACCCGUAGUUGGAAGCUCUUGGUUGCGGCCAUCGGCGCCGAACUCGAAGCAUUCUUGAAAGGAAAACAUAUUCUCGAAGCUGCUCUUGCUGCUGCGGUUGAUGAGACAAGCCUUGAAGAAACAAGAGGAAUCUCUGGCAGUUCUGGACAGCUUGAGGGGGUGCAGACACCUAGAGGCAGCAAGCACGAUGACGGUGAGGCUAUCCGCGAUUUGGACAAGGCCUUUGCAGCAAAGCGUCCCAUACCGAGCAUUUCAGACACUGAUACAGAAGAUGACGGACCUGACCCAGAGCUGUUGAUUUCGCAUCAGGACACGGAUACUGAGUAG
Aureobasidium uvarum is the source of this 1506-nucleotide messenger RNA. NCBI's taxonomy places the organism in Eukaryota, Fungi, Ascomycota, Dothideomycetes, Dothideales, Saccotheciaceae. The record is from the annotation of a GenBank genome assembly.